AGCCCCGCGCGCGGCGCGCGACUCGCCGUGUUGUGAUGACGUCACUCGGCAAACACAAAAGCCGAGAGGGGAGCGAGGAGGCGGCCGCGAGUGACCGGAGCCGCAGAGACCCCCGGGGGCCGCGAUCAGCACCAGCGACGAGUCAACAACAGCCCCAGCCGUGACGAGUCAACAACAGCUCCAGCCGUGACGAGUCGAACCAGAACCUCGUGCCGAACCCGAAUCGUUGCGCGUUCGAGACCGAGCCGAGCCGAGCCGAUCGAGGCCGUCGCGGGCUCUCUGAUCGCGGGUUGUCGAGCUCGGCGGCGCGGGCGGUGAGAGAAGCCGGAGGCGGAGGAGGGUACCGUGGGGACACAGGGCACCCAGGGGACCCGGGGGGUUGUGUAAAGGCAGCGAGGGGGAGACCCCAAGGGGGGCCCGGGGAGGCCGCGAUGCAAGCGAACGGCGCGCCUGACGCGGCGCCGCUGCAGAACGGCGAGGCCGGCGGGGGAGGCCUCGUGGCGAAUGGGCUCCCCAAAGAGGAGGCGACGGCCAAGAAGAAGCGGCCCUCGCUCUCGCAGACGGAGCAGGACGUGGUGAGGGUCAUCGGCCAGUACCUCCACGGCCUGGGCCUCAGCCAAACCGUGGAUCUGCUCAUGCAGGAGGCCGGGUGCCGGCUGGAGCACCCAACCGCCGCACGCUUCCGCAGCCACGUGAUGGACGGUGACUGGGAGAAGGCAGAAGCCGACCUCAAUGAGCUGAAAUCUCUCGUCCGGUCCGCGCGGGGGAUGCUGCGCAUGCGCUUCCUGCUGCUGGAGCAGAAGUACCUGGAGCGGCUGGAGGACGGUGCCGUGCUCGAGGCCCUGCAGGUGCUCAGGCACGAGCUCACACCGCUCAAGUACAACACGGAGCGCAUCCACGCGCUCAGCGGGUAUAUGAUGUGCAGCGAUGCAGCGGGGCUGCGCGAGAAGGCGGCGUGGGAUGGGAAGGGCUCCGCCUCUCGCUCCAAACUCCUGGAGAAGCUGCAGAGUGAGACCGCGACCCACAACCCGUACCUGCCGCCGUCCGUGAUGCUGCCCCCGCACCGGCUGCAGACGCUGCUGCGCCAGGCGGUAGAGCUGCAGCGCGACCGCUGCGUCUACCACAACACGCGGCACGAGCCCUCGCUUGACAGCGUCUCCCUCUACUCCGACCACUCCUGCAGCCGGAAACAGUUCCCAUGCUACACGCGGCAGAUCCUCACCGAGCACUGCAACGAGGUCUGGUUCUGCAAAUUCUCAAACGACGGUAGCAAACUCGCGACGGGCUCCAAGGACUCCACCGUCAUCUUGUGGGACGUGGACAUGGAGAGCCAGCAGCUCAAGGUGGCACGCACGCUGGAGGGACACACGUAUGGAGUCUCCUACCUCGCCUGGAGCCCCGACGAUGCGCACCUCAUCGCCUGCGGGCCCGACGACUGCUCCGAGCUUUGGCUGUGGAACGUGCAGACCGGAGAACUCAAGGUGAAGAUGUCACAGUCGCACGAGGACAGCCUGACCUGCGCCGCCUGGAACCCUGACGGCAAGCGCUUCGUCACAGGCGGCCAGCGCGGGCAGUUCUACCAGUGUGACCUAGAGGGGAACGUGCUAGACUCUUGGGAGGGCGUGCGUGUACAGUGCCUGUGCUGCGUUGGUGAUGGCAAGACGGUGCUGGCGUCCGACACACACCAGCGUAUUCGCGGAUACAACUUCGAGGAGCUCACGGACCGCAACAUUGUCCAGGAGGACCACCCCAUAAUGGCCUUCACUGUGUCCAGGAACGGGAGGCUCGCGUUGCUCAAUGUGGCCACUCAGGGCGUCCACCUCUGGGACCUGCAGGACCGUGUGUUGGUGCGGAAGUACCAGGGAGCCACCCAGGGUUUCUACACAAUCCACUCGGCCUUCGGGGGCCUACACGAAGACUUCAUUGCCAGUGGCAGCGAAGACCACAAGGUGUACGUAUGGCACAAGCGCGGGGAGCUGCCUAUUGCGGUGUUGGCCGGGCACAGCCACACGGUGAACUGCGUGAGCUGGAACCCGCGCCUACCCGCCAUGCUGGCCAGCGCCUCGGACGAUGGCACCGUGCGCAUCUGGGGCCCUGCACCGCCCACCCAGCCUGCCGGAGAGCGGCUGCCCGGCGAGCACGCGGCCCACGACGAGAGCGACUCCCACGAUGAAGGCAGCAACAUGGACAGUUAGCUAAAGGAGAGCACUGCCAUGGGGUGGGGACAAGUGAGAGAAGGGAGGGAUGGAGGAAAGGAUGGAGAGAGGGAGGAGGGAUGGAUGGACAGAGGAGGAGGGAGAGAAGGAGAUGGAGAAUGCGGGGAGGAGGGAGGAGGAGAAGAAGAAGUUUGCACACUGGUGAUGGCAUCCGAGCGGGGGGAUACCUCUGCACCCCGGCCCCGCGCGCCCGGAUGCGUCAACUCAUGUCAAGCGGUGGCAGCAGCAGCGUUUGGGUUGGGCAGGGGAGGCGGGGGCAGACUGCGUGGGAGGGAGUGGCACCAUCGGUCUCCCCCCAGCCCCGUCGCACUCUGCCGGUCACGUCGGACGUCGCCACCGCCUGGGUUGGUGAUUCCUCGCGCAGCCCGGGGGGUCCCUGGGUCUCCACCUCUCGCUCACCUAACCUUGCAGCAACCACGCGGAGGAGGAGCUGUCGCAGGCUACGCAGAGCCGUCUGGAGCAAUGUGGCGCCACAUGGAGACAUGUGGAGUUGUAUCGCCCGCGCACGGAGGCUAUUGCCGCAUGGGGGAAGUCGUUGGCGCUGUAACGCAGUGGCGCCCGGGGCUGCUGAAGUCACGGAGUUGAGGGGGGGAAGGGGGGGGGCGUGCACGAGAGGCGUGUGUUACUGUAGUCGGUCUAUUGUAGUCGCCUGCUGUUCCCUUCUAGCCAGUAUUGUGGUGGUGUGGUUGUGUGUUGACGAUGAUUUACACGUGUAGCGGAGGGCGGCGAUGUUUUCCUUCUUGUGAGGGGUCACGGUAGAGUGGGGCGUCACGUUGGGGGAGAGACGGAUCGGGGGGGUCGUGGCAGCUGAUCCUCACCUCGGGACUGGUGAGAGCGAGUGAAGCCGACGUCUGUGUUGGGGCCUCGGUGCGCUGCCAUGUGCCGCCGCCGAGCUAGCAGGAGCUGCCGUAUGGCGCCAAAUCCUGGACACGGCACUCGUUCGGUCAAUGUGUCAGGUCGGUCCACUACAACCGCACUUGUGCAGCCCCGUCAGAUGGGACAAGCCACUCUGCUGCUGGACAGUGCUUGUCCAGCAGCUGCAGGUGUUCCUUGUGAGACAGGUACUGCGGUGCUGGUAAGGAAGGCACAGCUGUCGCCGUGAAACAUGGGCAUUCUUGGGUCGUCGAGACGAGUCCUUGGCAUUGUGGCUGGCUUGGGUACACUUUCUCGGCUCUCUUAAAUAACCCAGCCUGGACUCUGGCCUCGACCCAGAGGCUCCGGCUUCAACCAGCCUAGACACUGGCCUCAGCCUAAAAUGUUUCCAGUCAAUGCCUCGGCCUGUUCUUGGGGUAUUCGGCCUUGUGUCCAAGACUGAAGAAAGGGCCAUUGGACCUAGUGAGGCAGCUCACCGGAAGGCAGGUACGGCUGUACGAGCGAGACGGUCCGGCUGUACUGGUGAGGUUCACUGUGUAGCGAGCCCGGCCAUACUGGUGAGGUGGGGAUGCCUGUUGCCUGGGGCCUGGGGCCUGGGCCCAUCUUUUGGGGUUGAGUGUUGGAACCGUUCGUUGGCCUCAUUUUUGUAGAUGGCGAGGCAGAAGAAUGGGGGGGGGGUCAUGCACCCUGGGCCCCCCCCCCUACGUCCCCGCCCCGGCGCAGUCCUAUGCAUGGGGUCUGUGCCACGAAACCAACCGCAGCUUGCGCAGGCUGCCUCCGCAAGCUCGCGCAAGCUCUUAACGACAUAAAUCUCAAUGAAAUCACAUUUUCUACUAAUUUCCCUUAUGCGGCGUGAUUCAGGUAUUAUGUUUUUAUAAGUGUCCGCUGUUUGUGACUAUCAAUGUUUUAAACUCGUUUGACUCAUUCAGGUCGCUGGUUGUCAUGUUUUUUUGGUGCUGCAAUAGAGUUUUUUCUAAAAGUAAAAGCUUAAUAAUCUGUGCGUAGCAGAAGUUAUCGAUUUGCGUUGUGUUUAUUAUUAUUAUUUGUGUUUCCUCCUGGAAUUUGUAGCUCUCUUAGAAGACGAUCAAAUAAAAUGAGACGCAAUCUGUGUGUGGCGCGCAGCUGCCUCGCACGUGGGCACGGCGGUCUCUAUUGGCGCCCGUGGGGGCCAUGUGUGACCCACGUGGAGUUUGUGACACGUGCGUCUCCCCCCCCCCACCACCCAGGCUCUGCUUGGACUUGUGUCUUGGCUUGUGACCGAGUUCGUGUUUCUCUGGUGGACCUGGGUUAUUGUUGUUACAGCGUUUAUGUUGUAUGGGCUCGUGUCCCAGUGUUUGUUCUUGUGUACCUCUGUGUCACUGUGUUUGUGUCUUAAGUAUAUGUGUUUUAUCUCGGUGUGUUUGUGUCUGUCGCUGGGUUUGUCUGUGUCUUUGUGUGCUUGCGCCUCCCCACGUAUCCCUGGAGAGACCCCAGCUCCAGAGGGGAUGUCUUCCUCCCCCGUUACUCGGCCCUAGGGACCCCACUCAUGUGAUAACACCAGUUUACGAAAACGAGAUGACCACGCGCACGGUAUAACCACGCACGUAAUUGCAGCGCGAUAACCACACAUGUCACUCUGCUGCUGGAUCAGGGCCUGUCCACACCGUGCGUGUAACAGGGUUUUUUUUUUACCAUACUUAGCCACGCUGGUGAGUAGGGGAUGCUAAAGACGGUGAGCACGAUCUUACAACUCGACAAUGUUGCUCUGCUGUCAACCCGCGCACUCGAGCCGCCAGGCGGCGCUGAGGCGUCCACCACCACGACCGGUGUCCACCAUGGGCAGAAAGCUUGGCACAAAUACGGUCUCAAGUAUUGACACUUGAUAUUUGUAACAUUGUGUAGAGGGUUCAAAUCAGAUUCCUUAUUCGAAAAUAAUCUUCUCUCCAACACACACUGGUAACCCUUUAACAAUUAUUCAAUCGCACGUCUUUGUG
Molecule: messenger RNA, 5062 nt
Organism: Lethenteron reissneri (Far Eastern brook lamprey)
Lineage: Eukaryota; Metazoa; Chordata; Hyperoartia; Petromyzontiformes; Petromyzontidae
Product: WD repeat-containing protein 26-like
Biological process (GO): proteasome-mediated ubiquitin-dependent protein catabolic process
Cellular component (GO): GID complex
Molecular function (GO): protein binding
Source: RefSeq, a predicted model, not a curated record